This is a messenger RNA of Lytechinus pictus (painted urchin), 7922 nucleotides long. RefSeq lists its product as uncharacterized. NCBI's taxonomy places the organism in Eukaryota, Metazoa, Echinodermata, Echinoidea, Temnopleuroida, Toxopneustidae. The transcript has 8 exons. Gene Ontology annotation, molecular function: ubiquitin protein ligase activity. Bases 1 to 951 code for a protein of 316 amino acids. The record is from RefSeq and is a predicted model, not a curated record. Gene Ontology annotation, biological process: negative regulation of gene expression via chromosomal CpG island methylation; protein ubiquitination.
AUGUCUGUUGUAGACUCUAACAAGGAUUUUAUCGCUCCAAAGAAAACAAGCGGGAUUAAGAGGAAGCGUCCAUCGACUGCAUCGCCAAGAACACCCAAGACACCACGAUCAGCGGAUGCUGGACCCGAUGGAGGCAGUGAAUAUUCAGACUUUGGCAGAAGGCAGUCUCGCAGGUUGCGGGGAAGGCAACCAGUGGAAGGAAGUGAUGUUGAUUUAGAAUAUUUGGAUAACAGCCUUGAUCACCAAGAUGUAGACUACAAACCAGUCAAAAGAACUCCCAGAGAAAACACCUUUGGAGCUAUACCAGGUAUUGAAAUUGGAACAUCAUGGGAGAUGAGAAUGGAGUGCUCUAGAGAUGGCGUACAUCGACCUACUGUAUCUGGUAUCCAUGGUAACGAUGAGGGUUGUUACUCAGUAGCAUUGUCUGGUGGUUAUGAAGAUGAUUUAGACAUGGGUGAAUGCUUUACAUUCACUGGACAGGGUGGUAGAGAUCUUCGAGGCACCAAGAACAAUCCUAAAAACCUGAGAACCGCUCCACAGUCUAAAGAUCAGUCCUUAGAAAGAGGUAAUCUAGCUCUUAGUAAGAAUGUUGAAACAGGAAAUCCUGUUCGUGUAAUCAGAGGUUACAAGUCAGAUAGUCCCUAUGCACCGGAGGAUGGCUAUCGUUAUGAUGGUCUGUACACUGUUGAGAAGUUUUGGUUCACCACUGGUCUGUCCGGGUUUGGUGUUUAUAAGUUUGCUUUCAAACGAUGUCCUGGUCAAGCCCCACCCCCAUGGGAGGUAGAUAGAGAUGAUGAUAAGAGAGAGAACGAGGAAUGUUCAUCAGACAGUGGGUUCACUGAACAUUCAGAGGGCGAUCAAGAUAAAGAGGUGGAUGAAGAAAAGAGAAAUGAUACCGCUGAGGAUGUUAGUGAACUUUCACCUGCCAGUAGUCCUCUAAGCUCUCAAUGAUUGGUCAAAUUGAUAUGAUGUCAUCAACUAUCAAAGCUCUGAUUGGUCAAUCAUUGCAUCAUUAUGGAGUUAGCAGCUGUGAUUGGUUCAUUCAUUGUGUAGAUUGAAUUGGUCAUAAUGUAUAUUGUUCUGAUUUACUACAUUGCAAAUGUUAAUUGUGCUCUUAUCAUUCUUAAUACUUGUUAAACACACCGAAACAACCUAAUUCAAUUAAUAGGAUGGAGUAUCCUGUCCUUUGUGCAUGAUCAUCAUAUUUUUGUUGAAGUUCAUGUAUUGCCUGUAGACAAAACUGUGUGCAGACUGGCUUGCCAUGAGCAUACGUGUAGAUGUAAUGCUUACCUGAUAGGUUAAAGGGGAAUCCAACCCAAAUAAAAACUUGUUUUUAUAAGAAAGAGAAAAAUCAGACAAGUUGAUAGGUGAAAGUUUGAACAAUAUUGGACAAACAACAAAAAAGUUAUGAAUUUUUAAAAGUUGUAAAUAUUGGUAAUCACUAUACCCAUGGAGACUUCAAAUUGGCCGCAUAUGGGAUGUCAUAGUGAUGUAAGGCAAGGACUACUCUUCUAUGUACUCCAAUACAUAUUAUGGCUAAAAUGUCCUUUUUCCCAAAAGUUUUAUUUCAAAUUAUAUUUUUCUUUCAUGAGGACAUAAAACAAUAUACUACCUGGGUUAUAUUUAGAUUACUGCCCCAGGGGAAUGGGUACUUAGGAGAAAACCACAAAUCCCUGAUAAUAAAGUACUUGGACUAUGGGAAAGUUGUCCUUGCCCCUUGUCAUAAUUUACUUACCCAGUUGCCAAUUUGAAAUCUACAUACUAUUAGUGAUCUCAAUUUUAAAGCAGCUAUAACUGUCUUAUUGCUUGUCCGAUUUCUUUCAAACUUUCACCAUUCUGUUUGAUUUAUUUUUCUCCUUCCCAACACAACAUUUUAUGGCCAAGGCUGGAUUCCCCUUUAAUGCAUUCUGGGGCCCGUAACUCAAAGCUUGGCGAUGAAUACCAAAUAUCAAAGAACACUUCUCAUUGGUUCAUAGCUGGCACUUUGAACCAAAAGCACAUGAAACAUUGAUCUUGAUUGGUCUAUCAAUUUAUCACUAUUAUCACUAAUCUUUGUGUUACGGACCCCAGAUCACCUUGUAGAUAACUUUAAUCUUGUCCACAGACUUCAGUCAUGCCAUGAAAGCUUUAAGCACACAACUUUUAAUUAAGUUUGUUAGCAUCUCCAGUGUUGUAUUUUCUUGUUUUCAGUACUUAUCUCAAGUAGCAUCAUCACUUGAUAUUGUCAAUCGAUCAUUCAAGCCUUUUUUCUACAUUAUUUUCACAGUGAAACUGGACAGUUGUCUGAAGGUCUUUAUUUUUUCUUUGAACCAGAUACUUAAACAUGCUAGUGAUUUCUUCAGAAUAAUUAUUUGAACCAAUUACAUUGAGGUUUGCUAUAAAGCUUUUCCUUUUCUUCUAGCCUUUCUCUGUGAAGAUCAAUGUAGUCUGCAUCUACUGAAGUCUAUAUCACUAUGUACGGUCUCAUGCAGAAUAUUAAGAUAAAAUCAUUUGACAGUCUUACUUUCUCCCAACAAUUUCCAAUCUUUUCAGAGUAUUUGUAAUGUCAGUGAGAAUAUGUUUUUGGACAUCAUUCAUUGAGAUCAUUUAUCAAGCUUUCUACAAUAUAUUCUACUCUUUAGGUUUUUGUUUUGUUAUGUAAUUAGUUUAUUUCUGGAAAAUAAAGGGAAAGAUUACCUUUGAUUUUAUUUCAUGAGAGAUUCAUGAUUUUUCUCACCUCCCCCAUGACUCUGUAUGAGAUGUUGGUCUUUAAGCUUUUGCACAGUUUACUGCCCUGAACUCACAAAAAUGUUUUUUAAUCAGUGAUAUGGUUUAUGCAGGUUUCAUCCUUAGUCACAUUUAAUUCAGCAUGUAUAUUGAUAAAGCGUUAACAAACGAAUGAAUGCUUUUGUAACAGAACUUUAAAUUGACACUUGUUCCUUACGUUGAUGUAUUAAUGAGCCAACUGAUUUUGGAAAUCAGUUGACACAAGCAGUGGAUUCAUUAAUUCAAAACAGUGGGCAAAUUAAAUAUAGUAACCUUAUUAACAAUCAUCUAUUUAGCGCGCUUUGAUAAUUGCACUGAAUAAAGCUUAAUCAAGGCAAGAAAUCUACAUAAAACAUGGUUUCAAACCACAGAUUCAAAACAACCUUUGUGAAUUUGGUCUGAUGUGUUCUGGCUUCAUUUUGGGUCUAGUCAGUGAAAUAUUUAUUAUUGUUGCCAUUGUUGUUGAUAUUAAAAAAAAAUAUUGUUGUUGCUGUUAUAUACCCCUGCCAAACAAAGUUUGAAGGGGGUAUAUAGGAAUCAGGCAAUCACGCAUCAAACUUCUUUAGUUUUUAACCAAACCUCAUGAAACAUGGAGCACAUUUUUCGCAUGUGUCAGAAAUUGUGUUUCCAUGGUAACGGUAUAUUUUGGCAAAAAUGAGGUAAAGCUCUUGCAGUUCAAUCUACUUCCUCAGUUUCUAACCAGUUCUCAUGAAAUUUGACACACACAUUGGUAUUGAUGUAAAGAUGUGCAAGACAUACUUUUUUGUGUGUCCAAAAUCAUGUUGCUAUGGUAAUAACAUUAUACGGCAAAAAUUGGGUAAAAAACUUUAAGUUGUAAUUAUUCAUCAAUUUUUGACUAAUUCCCAUGAAAUUUGGCUCACACAUUGGUUUCAAGGUAAAGAUGUGCGAGACACUUAUUUCGUGUGUCAGAAAUUGUGCUGCCAUGGUAACAAUAUAUUAGGGUAUGUCUAAAAAAUUAGGCCAAAACCUUGCGGUUCAAAUUACUUAUCAGUUUUUAACAAAUUCUCAUGAUACUGUGCUCACACAUAGGUCUUUGGGUAAAGAUGGGCAAGACAUAUUUUUUUCCAUAUGUCGGAAACUGUUGCCAUGGUAACAGCAUAGGGCAGGGGUAUCAAUCACGUUCAGUGAUGGUCUUAGUUUUUCUGGGGGGGUAGAUUUUUUUCCAUCUUCAUAAAUGCAUUGUUAUUACAAAGGGGAACUAUAUCUUGUACUUUUUAGUAUUAGUCACUUUAAUCAUGAAAGUGACAAAAAGAAUUAAAGCAGUAAGUAGUUAUGCAGGAUUUAGAUCUGGAUAGUGUCUGACUGGGGUGGACAGAUUAACCUCACACUCGGCAAAUUCACCCAUUUCAAAAUAAGGUUUUAUUGAUAAAAUAUUUCUUAUAUUUAAAGCAAGUUCAUUUAUAUGUGAAUGCCACUGGUUCUGCAUUAAGAAUUUAGAAUGUUGUUAUUACUUUGUUUGUAUAACUGACCCCAAAUUUUUCUCUUUUUGAAGAUUGUGUUUUUCUAUGUGUUUUUUAAAAAUGUGUGUAGAUGUUUGUAUUCAUUCAGCCAGCUAACCAUUCACUGCCAGUUUGGUUUUAUAUUCAUGUCUUCCAGUAUUGUGAGAAUUGUGGAUAUGAUCUAGUCUAAUGAGAACAAGGAGGAAUAAGUCCUUUUAGCUCUUACAAGAUAAUGUAACAUGUUAUGUAUAUAUAUUGUAUAUAGCUGUAGUUUUACUCUAGUAUGUAUGCCCAAGUAUUACUAGAUAGUAUUAAAAGCAGUUGAUAACAUAGAAAUUCAAACAGUUUUUAUUUACCUCUCUUUUUUGAUGAAUAACAUGAUUUUUUUAAAUACUAUUUUGUGGUUGCAUUGAGCAUGACACUACAUCACUGUCACUCUACUCUUUCCUCCACACAAGACAACCCAUUCAUGUUUCUGUCUGCAUCACGUGCUAUUCUUGUCCAAUGUAAAUGAUUAUUAUUUAGAUUUAGGGUUUUAGAGGUGCAGAUAUUUUUUGACGUCUUGCGAGGUUGUUUCGAGGAGACAAAAUGUUGAAAUUAUUUUUUAACGUGCAUGCCUAUGCAAACCGUCUAAUAUUGAAAAUAUUGGACGAAAUGAAUAUUUUGCCCCACCCACAAGAUUAUCAUUGUUUAAUAAUAUAAAUGAUUGUGUGCAUGAAGCUAUUGUAACGUCACAACAAAAUUGCAUUGCAUAUUAGUUGCACUUUUCAUAAUUAUGCAGACGACGCGACGCACGCUACAGCUACAUGUAAUUUAUGUGAGAAUUUUACGUACAAUGCAAUGCAUGUGUGUGAAUUUGUUUACGUACCGGUACCGUACACUAGGCCUACUACUAUAAACAAACAUUUCUUUAUUAAUUUAUGUUUAGCUUUGUGGGGGUAUCUAAAUAAUAAUAAGAAUAUUGGAUGACCAAUUUUCGUGGGAUGCGUAGAAUAGAACAAUAUUGGAUUCAUCUUCGACUCGUCCAAUAUUGUUCUUCAGCUCGUACUAUAUUUUAACGCAUCCCACUCAAGGCCAUCCAAUAUUCCCUAAAUGUCUGUAUUUAUCUUAAAGGAUACUUUUGUCUAGAUUAUAGGGUGGGAUUGUUCUAUUGUUGAUGCAUCUUAUCUCUUGAUGAUCUUCUAACAGCUGAAUAAUUCUUAAGAAAAUGAAGAGUACUAAAUCACAAAAUUAAUUUUGUCUUUGUAGGUCACCAAUGAACUUUAAUAAUUGCAAGAUGUUUUUUAAAAUGAUAUUCAUUGACUGGGUAUAGUUUGUUUUAUCUUCUAGUGUUAGAUUUUUGUCUCACCUGCAUAGCAGAGUGAGACUAUAGGCGCCGCUUUUCCGACGGCGGCGUCAACACCAAAUCUUAACCUGAGGUUAAGUUUUUGAAAUUUCAUCAUAACUUAUAAAAUAUAUAGACCUAGUUCAUGAAACUUAUACAUAAGGUUAAUCAAGUAUCACUGAACAUCCUGCUUGAGUUUCACAUCACAUGACCAAGGUCAAAGGUCAUUUAGGGUCAAUGAACUUUGGCCGAAUUGGGGGUAUCUGUUGAAUUACCAUCAUAACUUUGAAAGUUUAUGGAUCUGAUUCAUGAAACUUGGACAUAAUAGUAAUCAAGUAUAACUGAACAUCCUGUGCAAGUUUCAGGUCACAUGAUCAAGGUCAAAGGUCAUUUAGGGUCAAUGAACUUUGGCCAAAUUGGGGUAUUUGUUGAAUUACAGCCAUAAAUUUGAAAGUGUGUUGGUCUAGUUCAUAAAACUUGGACAUAAUAGUAAUCAAGUAUUACUGAACAUCCUGUGCGAGUUUCAGGUCACAUGAUCAAGGACAAAGGUCAUGUAAGGUCAAAGAACUUUGGCCACGUUGGGGGUAUUUGUUGAAUUGCCAUCAUAUCUCUAUAAGUGUAUUGGUCUAGUUCAUAAAACGUGGAAAUAAGAGUAACCAAGUAUCACUGAACAUCUUGUGCGAGUUAUAGUAGUUUUCAAAAUCAGCACUGCUGCUAUAUUGAAUCGCGUGAUGCAGGUGAGACGGCCAGAGGCAUUCCACUUGUUAGUUAUUUUGAUUAUGUCUGGGUAGAAAUGUAGUCAUAUAGUUGAAAGACUUUGAAGCAAUUUCAUCAGGUCUGUUUGGAUUAUCAUGGUGCUUAAAUUGAUUAUCAGUACUAAUUUGAAAGAGUGAAGAAUUUCUUGAAAAAAAGGUAGUUGUAGUAAAACAUUGUAUUCUGGCUGUUUCAGAAUUGAUAUUGGUCAAAGGAAAUGAAGUUUUAAUUCUAAUUUAAUUGGGCUAUUUCAAAACAGUAUAUACUCGGCUGCUAAUUGCACGAUUGCCGCAAAAAUUUGCACGCGCAUAGAGCCUCAUUUUAACUAAAAGUCUGUAUAGUAAAAUUUUUAAAUUGAUAAUGCAAAUAAGCAUAUGAUUUUUCCUCUUAAUGUGUUUUGGUUGUAUGUUUUUGCCUUGUACUCACUAGAAGAAUGCUUAUUUCUGGUGAAAAUAUCAAUUAUUACAUUUCUUACAAAUAUCUACAAAAAAUUGCGAAAACAUUUUUGAUAUUUUAUUGUCUUUUUUAAAUUCUUAUCUAUUUGUUUGUCUUUUUGAACCUUUGUUUUUUUAUUGUUUUUUCAAUGAACUUUGACAGGAAACCUUAUACGAUCAUAAAUAGCAUAAAAAACGAUCCAUUUAAACCAGCGAAAGUAAAAAUAAUCAUGCCUUUAUGAUUUUUGGUUGAAAACUCAAUUUGCAUCGACUUUGUACACACAAUCACAUUUUGAGCAAUUUUGGGUCCGACAUAGACUACAAAAUGUGGUGUAAAUUUGGUUUCAAAAGAUGCCAAAGAAUUGCAAGUAAGAAGUCAGCGAGCAGUGUGGUCUUAAAAUUUUGUGUGGCGGUGUGGUGACAAAAUUUGUCAAGUUAACUUAGCGUCAAGACAAGCAAAUAUAAAAGAUUUUGUAAGAUUUCAAUAGUGAUGUAAAUGAUCUAGUUGCCAAAAUUUGUUCUUUAUGUGCCAAUUAAUGUUAACUCAUUUUUAAGAGACUGUUGAAAUACAACAUGCAAGUAGUAUUCAUACUUGUCAAAUUCCUUAAAUGGUUUGACUGAAGAAGAAUUGUAUGUACAUGUACAUUAAGAACAUUGAUGCUUUUGAAAAAAAAUCCUUAUUUGGGAUUUUAGAAUUUGCCAGAGCCAAUGAGGUUUUCCAUUUUCGAAUUGAAUUUUCAUUCAUCAUUAUGUAAAGAUCGGCCAUGUUUGCCAUUCAGAAAGGUGUUGAUUUAAUGAUGUUGAAAUUGUUUCUAAAUUUUCAUUUGACAUCAUACAGCCCAGUUCUGUUUCAAUAAUGAUGUGUAAUUCUCAGUACUGAAGGAUGUUAAGAUUCUCUGUUUUGUUGUUGUUUUUUAUUCUAUGACAAUCUUUUAGACUUUGUCUGCAGACAAAAUUGUUGUUUCCUAAGACUAGUAAAGUGCAUUAAUUUAUGCUAAUUACAAAUUUUUGCUGCAUGUAUGUAGCAUGGCUUAAUUUUGUAUACAUGUUUGCUCCCAAGCAAAUGACCAAUGAUGAACAAGUACUUUUAUGAUUACCCUUUUUUAACAUUUAUUUUUUAACUUUUUUUAAAUCUCCAGUAAUUCAAUAUGGAUGAUUUACGCAAUGUUUCUAUCUUUGAUAAUAAAUGAUUCAGUAAUUGUUAAA